Molecule: messenger RNA, 1644 nt
Organism: Mesocestoides corti
Lineage: Eukaryota; Metazoa; Platyhelminthes; Cestoda; Cyclophyllidea; Mesocestoididae
Source: the annotation of a GenBank genome assembly
AUGACGGACGUCGCAGCUUUUUAUAAUGGCAUUAUCGAAGACGUAAUCAAUGGUAUGAAGGAGACUUUUACGCAAGAAGGCAUUGAUUUGGAAGUUUUGGAAGAGCUUAAAAAGCUUUGGUCAUCGAAGCUUGCCGAGUCGCAUGUUGCUGAUCCGGAACCAGCAGCUCAGUCUGCGGUUCAUUAUGCCCAGCGACUCCAAGCAGCCCAGUAUCAGGCGUGUGUCGGCCAAGCCGGUGUGUCCAUACCUAUCGCUCGUCUGCCUAUACAACCAAACACAAUCGGGCAACCCUCUGCCAUGCGAACACUUGCCCCAAUAGCCCGCCCAAAUGCACCUCUUACAACUGCAACGGUAGCUAAUCUGACUCCAGCUCAGCAACCGGGGAUAGUCAUACGCUCUGCCGUUGGUGCUCCUACCGGGGCACGUCAGCCGAUCGUGCUAGCAGCUGCUUUGAACCCGCAACAACAGGCAACUCAGCCGCGACUUGCGAAUCCGGUCAGCAUAGCUAUCCGCGCACCAUUGCAAAACGCAGCUGGUCAGACCACUAUUAUCGGGCAGCCAGGUCUACCUAGCGUAAAUGGAGUACAAACCCUCUCCGGCAUCCCUGGUCAAAAUGUACAAAUUCUGCAACUUGGUCAGCAAACCUUUAUGGUGCCGUUUCAAUUCAGACCACAACUUGCUGGCGCUCAGCAACUGCACCAGGAUGCCACUGGUACGACGGUCCUACAGACACAGGCAUUUAACAGAACACAAGUGGACGGUGGGGCCGACAGUGAUUUUGACGACGGCGACGACGAUUUGGACCCCUAUUCGGUGGAGUCGUCGUCUUUACGGCCACCGGUGAGUGUUACCACUCCGCGUUCGGUGCUCAGCCGACCACCUGGCACUGUGCAGCCGCCUCAAUCCCAAGCAACCAUUGAUGAUGACGACGAUGAUGACGAGGACAUGGUUGUCGCGACUCCUGGUGUCGGCAUGAUGACGCCCGAUCCGGGCUCAGUCUUCGUGACAGGCGCGACAAUACCGCGCCAACAAACUGGCGUGAAGCGUCAGACGUCUGGUUUGUCUACAGGUGGGAAGCAGAAUGCCAAACGAAUCCGCCAUUCAUCGCGUGGAGAUUUCGGCGAUGAUUAUGAUGAGGGUGAUGACGAAGAUUUGGACGACGAGGAUGAAUUUGGCAGUGUUGCUACCAUGAUGACACCAGCUGGUCAGCGGCUGGAGGGUCUGGCAGAAGAUGAUCCACGAUCGGCGCCAACGUCUAGAAGGAAACAGAAGACGCCGUCAACGACAAAGAAGCCGGACCUUGUGGGUACUGUGUCAACACCGGGAGGGAUGAAGGAGGAAACUGACGAUGACCACAUCCCCGACCUUCCUCCAGAUGAUCCUAGUGGCCACGCUGAUCCCACCAUUGCUGCCGAAGAGGCGGCAGCUGAAGAAGAGGAAGACGAUGACCCUCUCAAUUCGGGCGACGACGUCAGCGAUGAAGAGCCUGAGUCUCUCUUUGAGUCAGAAAAUCUGGUCGUCUGCCAAUAUGAAAGGGUGAGCCGAGCCCGCAGCAAGUGGAGAUUUUGGCUGCGCGAUGGCAUCAUGAAGAUUCGCGGUCGUGAUCACGUUUUCCAAAAGCUAAUUGUUGAAGCUGACUGGUAA